AUGUUGUGGAACAAGAACGCCCCCAACAAGAAUGAUGGUCCUUACUCUAAAGGGAACAAGGACUCACAAGGGACAGACAAUUCCCUGACCUCCAGGAGACAGAGUAUCCCAGAUCUGCGGGGCGUGACGAUAGUGGAGCUGAUUAAGAAGGAAGGCAGCACCUUGGGCCUCACCAUCUCCGGAGGAACAGACAAGGACGGAAAGCCCCGCGUCUCCAACCUACGACCAGGAGGACUGGCUGCCAGGAGUGAUCAGUUGAACGUGGGCGACUACAUCAAGUCAGUGAAUGGUAUCAACCUGACUAAGUUGAGACACGAAGAGAUCAUCAGUCUGUUGAAGAACGUGGGAGAACAAGUUGUCCUGGAAGUGGAGUACGAACUCCCCCCAUCAGCACCAGAUAGUACCUCAGGUGUGAUUUCCAAGACAAUGGAGAUAUGUUUGCACAAAGAAGGGACCAGCUUCGGCUUCGUCAUGAGAGGGGGCUCACACGAAGACUGGAACAAAUCUCGCCCCCUAGUGGUGACAUACGUCAGACCAGGAGGUCCUGCAGACAGAGAGGGUAGCCUGAAGCCGGGGGAUCGUCUGAUGUGUGUAGACGGGGUGCCCCUCCACAGUGCCAACCACAGGGAUGCCCUCGCCGUGCUCAACCAGUGUGGUCAGGAGGCCCUCCUACAGAUCGAGUAUGACGUCUCUAUCAUGGAUACUGUGACGAAUGUGUCUGGUCCCCUAUUGGUGGAGAUCGCCAAGUCACCAGGGGCGGCUCUGGGUAUCACCUUGACAACCGCCACCCACAGGAACAAACAGGUCAUCGUCAUCGACAGGAUCAAAGCAGCUAGUGUGGUGGACAGGUGUGGAGCUCUCCAUACAGGGGACCACAUCCUGUCCAUCGAUGGGACCAGCACAGAGCACUGUUCAGUCCUAGAGGCCACACAGCUGCUAGCCAGCACAUCAGACCAGGCCAAGCUAGAGAUCCUCUCUGCCCACCACAGCAGACUGCCUAACAAACCACAGGACACUGUGAAGGUUCAGAAGAGUGACCACCCUCACUCGUGGGACCCCUGUGUGAACUACUGUCCCCCCCAGCACCCCUCCUCUCACUGUAAGACCUGGACCACCUCCAACAACCCCUCCAGCACACAGGAAUACUGCAAAUCCAUAGUGUCUACCAACUUCUCCCCUGGUUCCACCACCACAACAUCAGGCCCUGGGUCGACGAGCCAGAUCUCCAGUACGCUGCCCCGUACAGCCGUCCCCAUGAGCCCACGCAACUCCCUGAUGAAGAGACGACAGAGGAAAAAAGAGCAUAAGAGCUCAUCCGUGUCCCUGGCGUCCAGUAGUGUAGGUCCUGGUGGCCAGAUCGUCCACACAGAGAGCAGUGAGAUCAUCCUGAGAGGAGACCCCCUCAAUGGCUUUGGGGUCCAACUACAGGGGGGAAUAUUCGCUACAGAGACGCUCUCUGCUCCCCCUCUCAUCCGCUUCAUAGAGCCAGACAGCUCUGCUGAGAGGUGCGGACUGCUGCAGGUGGGAGACAGACUCCUGUCCAUCAACGGAAUCCCCACGGAGGACGGAACACUGGAGGAAGCGAAUCAGCUUCUCCGAGAUGCGGCUCUGACCAAUAAGGUCUCCCUGGAGGUGGAGUUUGACGUCGCAGAGUCUGUUGUGCCCAGUAGUGGAACGUUCCAUGUUAAACUACCUAAGAAGAGAGGGGUGGAGCUGGGCAUCACCAUCAGUGCCAGUAAGAAAUCUGGAGAGCCGUUAAUCAUCUCAGACAUUAAGAAAGGCAGCAUGGCUCACAGGACUGGUACCUUGGAGCCUGGGGACAAGCUCCUGGCCAUAGACAACAUCAGACUGGAGAGCUGUUCUAUGGAAGACGCCUGUCAGAUCCUAGAACAGGCCGAGGACCUGGUUAAACUCAAGAUCCGUAAGGACGAAGACAACUCUGAUGAACAGGAGACGUCUGGUUUAAUCAUCUACACGGUGGAGCUGAAGAGAUAUGGAGGCCCGCUGGGGAUCACCAUCUCAGGCACAGAGGAGCCCUUUGACCCCAUCGUCAUCUCUGGCCUCACCAAGCGGGGCCUGGCUGAAAGGACCGGAGCGAUCCAUGUGGGAGACCGUAUUCUGGCUAUCAACAGUGUCAGUCUGAAGGGCAAGCCGCUCAGCGAGGCCAUUCACCUGCUACAGAUGGCCGGGGAGACGGUCACACUCAAGAUCAAGAAACAGGUCGACAUGGCAGACGAGAAGAAGAAGGAUGGAGAGAUGGAGAAUGAUUUGAGUGACACGGAGGACGUGUCGGACAUGACAGACUCUCAGAAGACCAACAAGCUGUCAGAGAUCUACUCCACCACCAUACCCAGUGUGGACUCUACCAUGGAGUCCUGGGACGGAUCCGGCAUCGACGCGGGCUACGGAAGCCAAGGUCCCUACAACCCCCAGGCAGCAGGCAUCGCCCUGCACCCCCAUGAGUGGAGGAGUGCCAGGCAGAGGACCAGCCCCCCACCCCCGGGCCGCCGUAGUAACAACUACCCUUUCAGUGACGGGGGCUUCAGUGAAGACGACUGGGACAAACCGUCAGGAUACACCAGCCAGCCUCACAGUGACGCCAUCAUGCUCGACCACGAGGACAGUUUCUGGUGUCAGGCACUGGAAGACCUGGAGACCUGUGGACAGUCUGAGCUCCUCAGAGAGAUAGAGGCAUCUAUUAUGACGGGCAGUGCCAUCAGUAUUGGGGUGGAUGGUAACAAGUCCCAUGGCCUCCCCCACCCUGGAGACCCCGUCUGCCAGCCCCGCAUCAGCCCUCUGCGGAGGAGCUCCCUCCAGCACCACGAUGCCAAGACCCACCUGCACCAGGAGGCCCACCUCCACCAGGGGGCCCACCUGCACCCGGAGGCCCAUCUGCACCCGGAGGCCCAACUCCUGCAUCACGAGGCCAGAACCCAGCUGCAUCACGAGGCCAGGGCAAAGAACACACUCCGGGUGUCUGAGAAGACCUGGGAGUCUCGUAGGAUCAAGGAAGAGAUGCAGGAGAUCCUCUCCCCUACCCCUCUGGAGCUACACAAGGUGACGGUGAUGAAGGAUCCAGAGAGCGAUGACUUCGGCUUCAGCGUCUCCGACGGGUUCCUGGAGAAAGGUGUUUACGUCAACAUGAUCCGUCCAGAGGGCCCAGCAGACCGCGCAGGCCUGAAACCAUAUGACAGGAUCCUACAGGUGAACCACGUGCGUACCAGAGACUUCGACUGCUGCCUGGCUGUGCCUCUGAUCACCGAGGCCGGGGACAAGCUGGAGCUGGUGAUCAGCAGGAACCCUCUGGCCCAGCAACUGCACCAUGAACCGGACUGUCUGGACCAGGACCAAGGCCUUCUCAUCUCUGCACUGCAGUCCAACAGUAGGGAACACCACCACCACUAUACCACUACAACCCGAGCCAUGGACCUGUGAUUUACAGACAGACAGCACAGACACGCCAUGCCGCAGACCGUUACCAUGGAGCAGUCUGUGAAUCUACAGACACACACAGAACAAUGGACCUUCUUUGGACAUGUGAACUACAGACGCAGCCACAGUCCAGUACCAUGGACACACCAAGUCACAGACUGAACUUCUGAAUGAACUACAGACAGGAGCCACAAACCAGUACUAUAGACCUGUGGCUAAAGACACAGACCAGUACUAUAGACUAUAGACCUGUGGCUAAAGACACAGACCAGUACUAUAGACUAUAGACCUGUAACUAAAGACACAGACCAGUACUAUAGACUAUAGACCUGUAACUAAAGACACAGACCAGUA
Oncorhynchus mykiss (rainbow trout) is the source of this 3786-nucleotide messenger RNA. Its product is annotated as glutamate receptor-interacting protein 2-like. Gene Ontology annotation, biological process: neurotransmitter receptor transport, endosome to postsynaptic membrane. Gene Ontology annotation, molecular function: protein binding. Lineage: Eukaryota; Metazoa; Chordata; Actinopteri; Salmoniformes; Salmonidae. The record is from RefSeq and is a predicted model, not a curated record.